AUUUAAUUCCCUUCGAGCAAUGAGCCGCAACAUGCAGAGGGACACGGGGGGCAACAGAACGGUGGAAGGUGUAGCCGAAACAGGGACAGGCCGGAGCAGCGAUGCGAGGGCCUCAGGUCUGAUAGGUGCAAGCCUAAGAGAUGCGGAAUGUCCCCUUAGUACGAUGAGGGAUUUGGAGGAACAUGCAACCCCGUUGUCCAGGGCACCGGCUGUUAGCAAGAACAUGGAUUCCUCGGCGCCAAACCAGGGACUGCCUCUUCAACUCCAGCAUUUACACAGUGACACGCCGGCGGUAGAAACCGUCGACGGGAGCAACGCUGAGCCGUCCAUACCAGCUCUGUCUGCAGCACUGCUUGCCGACGACCGGUACGAUAUGUCUCACUGUCGGCGCGGGAGAGCGGUGCUCAUCAACAACGCCAACUUCGAGGAGGAUACUGACAUGCCCAGGCGCCUGAGCACGCAGAAAGAUGUAGAUGGGUUGAGGACGGCGCUGCAGGACAUGGGAUUCUCGGUUAAAGUCUUCGAAGACCAGACAUGUGCACAAAUCAAGCGAGAGGUGCACGCUCUUAGCAAGGAGGAUCACAGCGACGCCGACUGCCUUCUCAUCGCUAUCAUGUCACACGGUGAUGAUGGUGAGAUAUACGGCACGGAUGGACCCAUGCCAACCCGAGAAAUCACUACACCGUUCCGUGGAGACGCCUGCCGGAGUUUGAUCGGCAAACCGAAGCUUUUCAUUUUCCAGGCAUGUCGAGGAGUGAUGGUGGAUCAGGGCGUAGCUAUGGAUCGCCACGACGUGGAUGAACCGGACGCACUGAUUGGCUACGAGAGUGCCAGAACUAUUCCAACAGAGGCCGACUUUCUCCUGGCAUAUUCCUCUCCUAAAGGCUAUGCGUCUUGGCGCAACGCCACAAGCGGUGCCUGGUUCAUCCAAUCCCUCGUCCAGGCAAUGGAGGCCUACGGCCAUAGCUGGGAGCUGACCAGACUCCUGACCCUCGUCAACCGCAUGGUGGCGCUACAGUACGAGUCCCUAUCGGAGAACGUGUUCAUGACGAGAAAGAAGCAGAUGCCGUGCUUCGUGUCAACGCUGACCAAAGAACUGUUCUUCAGACCAAAGAGCGCAAAAGAGAUGUCGAACUAAUUAAUAAAGAAUUCCAGUACCAAUAACUACCAUUUUACAAGUUUCAGAACGAACCCCGGACAAGAUGUAGCCAUGAAUCUCACAUCACACGGCAAAUGGGUUGAUAGCUAGUACAUGAAAUGUAUUCGAGGGAAAUUAUUCUGCAUAUAAUAUUGUACGGGUACGCCUUGUUUAUGACUAAAGUUAACGAGCUACAGUAAUCAUCUACUGGACGUCAUGCCAUCAUGCAAGUACGGGAGACGUAUCGACCUGUCAAAACUUUGCAAAUUACAUUUUAUAAAAACUUAUCAUCACUCUUGAAAAGCCGGAGUUCAUUACCAUUGGUGACUCGGACGAAGCAAUAUUUCCGUCACCCACAUCAUUUCUAAUGGCCCGAUAUAUGGAAAUUGGGGUACCAAGGACAUAUAAUAUACAAGUUUACGACUAGAUGUACGAAACUAUUUAUGGCCAUCCUGUGUUUUAUGCGUUAGCAACGAGGAUUAACAUAGGUAUACAGAAAGAAAAUUAUCAUGAGACAAAUUCUGUCUGCACGAUUUAAUACGCCUAUGGUACCUGCAUGCUGAAUAACAAAUGGUUACAAAACUCCUGCGCUUAAACAAAAACGCCGUGACGGAACAGCCCGUCAUGUACGGCGUAGGAAUGAUGUAUGCAAACCUAUACCAAUCAAAAUUGACUACAUUACUGUUUUCUGCAGCAUAAUCAUGACCUUGCUAGAAUGAGCAAACAUAGGUUCCACCACCCUGCUUUGGCGGGUAUACCAGCAGAACUUCCAAGCUUGCUUACGGAUUUGUUUUCGGUGUGACUGCGAGGGAAUGCAGUUGUUAUGUUUAAGCAUCUCCGAGAAUGACCUACCUUGUGAAGGAAUCGUAACUCGAUAACUGUCGUUUCUUUGCCGAGCCGAAACGUUUGGU
Messenger RNA from Acanthaster planci (crown-of-thorns starfish), 2049 nucleotides. RefSeq names its product caspase-3-like. Gene Ontology annotation, cellular component: cytoplasm. The record is from RefSeq and is a predicted model, not a curated record. NCBI's taxonomy places the organism in Eukaryota, Metazoa, Echinodermata, Asteroidea, Valvatida, Acanthasteridae. Gene Ontology annotation, molecular function: cysteine-type endopeptidase activity. Gene Ontology annotation, biological process: proteolysis; positive regulation of neuron apoptotic process; apoptotic process.